CUUUCCGCCUGGAGUAGAUGUGCUGUAAAUUUCCACCCGAAUGAGGCUGCCAUCGAUGGUGGAUAACGUGUGGAAGCGUUUCAUGGCCAUGUUGUCACUGCCGGAUUUAUUGGUCCUCGGUUGCUUGUGGGCCAGUGGUUUCUCCUUGGGUUACUACGCCAAGUCGGCUUAUGUAUACGACAACCUGUGGCCCCAUUGGUACGCCCUAGUGGGCGGUUUGGUGGCCUUGGCUCUGACCCUGGGAUGGACGCUCAGGAAGCACAAGAAACAGCAGUACAGCUACGAUCACUACUAUAUUAUUUUCUACGGGCUUCUCUGCUCGCUGAUGGGAAGCUGCUUCAUGCUGACUAGACAGUUGGCUGUUAGCUAUUACUUCAGCUACGUGGGAUUGAGUGUGCAGUACUUGGCCGGCUUUAGUUACGUGAGCCUGCGAUGUGAUGCCUCUGGAUCACGACCGUCCAGAAUCGCAUUGGCCAACUCUCUAUAUGCCGGAGGAAUGGCCACAGGAUUUGUGAUUUUCAACGAGCUGGAACCGCAGCGCAGCGGAUUGAUUGCUUUGGGAAUCAAUCUGCUGUUACUCUGCCUAGUUUGUCUAAACGAGCUGCUGCACCAUACGGGCUGCAUUAACUACAAGGAAUCAAGGGAUUUGGUGUUUAAUCUGCUUAACGAGGAGAAAAUGGUCUUCCUGCCGCGCCAGGCGAUUUUGGCGCAGUUUGUGGACAGAACGGAUUACCAACUGAAGGACAGCAGGCAGUGGCUGGUGCUGAUCCUGGGUGGAUCUCUGGUGUGCCUCCAGAAGAGCUGCCUCCUCUUCUCACCCACCUACAUGCAGCUAACGUGGAGCAGCACGGUGGGAUACUUGCAGCAAACUCAGCUCUAUAUACCCUUUGUUCUGUACUCGGCUGGCACCAGUUUUGGAGCCCUGCUCCUGAUGAGAUACACUCCCAAGUUGGUUUACCUACUUUUCGGACUCAUCCAGAUGACUUUGAUAGUGGCUCUGCUGUGCAUCUACAGCGAUGAACAGUCGGAGCACUGUUUCCUGUUCCUUUGCCUCAUAUACAUCACCUUGGGAGUGCUUUCGAGUCAGGGAAUCCAUUGGCUCCUGGAGUGCUCACCCUUCCUCCACACAGAGUUGGCCCUGGCCACAGGAUUUGUUCUGCAGCUCUGCGUUAUCGAGGGCUCCAAAUACGAGUCGUAUGCCACGGACACUUGGAUUGCACUAAUAAUAGUGAGUGUAAUCACUCUGGGUCUCACUACCCUGGCCAUUCCUGUGGUGCAGUGGCUCCAGCCGCACUCCGCCAGUCUCGUGGAUGUGCGCAACCGCCUGCUGGGCAUCCGACGACAGUCGCUGCCCCCGGAGCAGACCCAAUUCUGGCACACAAACCACUUUCUGGCCCACAACAAGCCCGCCAACCAGCUGGAAUCCGUGCAGCUGGGCAGGAGCAGGGUCUUCCAGCAGUAUCCGAUCAGCGGGAGUGACAUCGCGGAGAACCACAAAGGCGACAAGUUCUGAUAAUAAAGUGUUGCACUUUAAACCCCCACUUGUUGCUGAUUUGUAUAUCCCAAUCAUUACUCAAUCUUAGCAGUGCUGUCAUUGCAUUUGCUCUGCUAUUUGUCUUUAUCGUCGGUUUACAAUGACUUGCACAGAAUUGGUCAUAUAUUCUCUA
Messenger RNA from Drosophila santomea, 1667 nucleotides. RefSeq lists its product as uncharacterized. NCBI's taxonomy places the organism in Eukaryota, Metazoa, Arthropoda, Insecta, Diptera, Drosophilidae. Bases 41 to 1513 code for a protein of 490 amino acids. The transcript is spliced from 3 exons. The record is from RefSeq and is a predicted model, not a curated record.